GUUUGUUUCACUGGAAAACCGAGUGGUAGAGCCACUGCAGUGGGUGUUGUCAUUUAUAGAGUAGAAAAUUUGAGCUUUCGUUAUUUCGGCACUGUCAUUUGUGAAGAUUUCAAGCUUCAUCAUUUCAGUAUCAUCAUUAGAGAUUUAAGGCUUAGCUGUUUCG
Messenger RNA from Dentiscutata heterogama, 163 nucleotides. The record is from the annotation of a GenBank genome assembly. NCBI's taxonomy places the organism in Eukaryota, Fungi, Glomeromycota, Glomeromycetes, Diversisporales, Gigasporaceae.